Messenger RNA from Capsicum annuum, 1413 nucleotides. RefSeq names its product zinc finger protein ZAT5. The transcript has 2 exons. Lineage: Eukaryota; Viridiplantae; Streptophyta; Magnoliopsida; Solanales; Solanaceae. The coding region runs from base 177 to 1256 and encodes 359 amino acids. The record is from RefSeq and is a predicted model, not a curated record.
GUUUUUCUGUUCUCUUUCUUUUCUCUCGUUUGUUGUUUCAUGCUUUCGAUCCCCCCACCUUUUUAAUUUUUCAUUUUUUUAAGGGGGGGAAUCGGCAUCGUUGUUGUCAUUAUUGUUGUUGUUGCCGUUAUUGUUCAUUUCAUAUUUUUAAAACGUUCGUUGUGAAUAAAACCGAGAUGGAGGAGGCUCCCCGGGAGGAAGUGAUGGGAGUCUCUAAAGGCAAACGCACUAAGCGCGUUAGGCCUCAGUCUCUGAUACCUUUCAUGAUGAUCAGCGCACAUUCAUCGUCCACCGGCGAUGGAAACAACGACGGCAUGGUCCACGAAGAAAUCAGCAUUGUAAACAACAACAACUACAACAACAAUAAUUCUAGUCCUCCACCUGCCACAUCGGACGAAAACUUUCCUGACGAGGAAGUUGGCCCCACUGAGGAAGAGGAAGAAACCGCCAAGUGUCUAAUCCUCUUGUCCCAGGGCGGAUCCCAAGGAGGUCAUCAUCCUUAUCAUCAUCAUCAUCAGACCCCACCUAUCAAAUUCUUUGAUCUUUUCAACGAUGACAUGGGGUUGUACCAACCCAAAUUCAACAGCAAAAAGUACGUGGAGACGACCGACCUAGGGAACGGUGCCAAAGCCGGUACGUACGUGUACGAAUGCAAGACAUGCAACCGAACAUUCUCAUCAUUUCAAGCACUUGGCGGCCACAGAGCAAGUCAUAGAAAACCUAAACCACUCACAAUCGAACCGAAAAAACAACCAUUCUUUUAUUUCUCAUAUCAAGACGACCCCUCACCAACCACCACCACCACAACACCAAACUACAAACACUACAACAAAUUAUUGUCACCAACAUUGUCACCUCUUUCAACACAAUUCAGCAACAUCAACAUGGAUAGUACUCCAAAUUACAACAAAUCAUUACCAUCACCAAGAAUCCACACAUGUUCAUAUUGUGGUGCUGAAUUUACCUCAGGACAAGCAUUAGGUGGACACAUGAGAAGACAUAGAGGGGGUGCUAAUACUAACAAUACAAUUUUGUGUUUAAGUCCAUUAAGUAUUGAUCAAGAAUCAACUAAUUACAAUUUGAAAAAACCAAGAAAUGGAUUAUCAUUAGAUCUUAAUUUUCCAGCACCACAAGAAUAUCAAAAUCAUCCACCAAAAUAUCCUCAAGAACAAGCACAAAAACAACAACAAGAACAAGAACAAGAAACAGCUCUUGUUUUGUCCACCACCCCACAACUUAUUGGUUGUCAUUACUGACGCAUGCAUGCAUGCAUGCAGAGACGGAUUCAGGAUUUUGAAUCUACAAAUUUCGAGUUUAUAGCAAAAGAUACGUGUUACUGGGUUCUGGAUAAAUUAUUAUAAAUAUUCAGUACGGUACGGAUUAAUUAAUAUAAAAUACAUGAUUUUGAGCGAA